AUGACUCCUAUGAUACAGCAUCGCCUUGAAGAUAACGUAACAUUUUUGUUGAAUCAGUUAAUUGCAAGUCAUGAUAGAAGAAUACGACCAAAUUAUGGAGGUAAAUUAAUACCAUUUGUAUUGAUAAUACAAAUAGUGGUCGUGACUGGCCUUAAAGGACCUCCAACAAUAGUGAAUGUUACAGCUCAUAUAACGACAAUUAGUGCUAUAUCCGAAGUGUCCAUGGACUAUACAAUCGAUUUGUAUUUACGACAAUUUUGGUGCGAUCCUCGACUUUCGUUUGUAAGCUAUGAUCAAAAUUCAUUGACAAUUGGGAUUGAUGUGGUUAAAAAUAUUUGGACUCCAGAUACAUUUUUCCCAAAUGAGAAAAAAUCGUACUUCCAUGAAGCAACUACCCAUAAUUCCUUCUUGCGGAUUGAUAAAAAAGGAAAUGUCUUAAGAAGUAUAAGGCUAACCGUUACAGCUAAUUGCCCAAUGAAUUUGCAUAAGUUCCCAUUGGACAUUCAAAUCUGUGCGCUUGAAAUCGAGAGUUAUGGCUAUAGUGAUCGAGAUAUAAUUUAUCACUGGCAUCAAGGAACUGAUUCUGUAACAAUUGAUGAAAAAGUUCAUUUAGCUCAUUUCUCCAUCGGUGAACAUUUUCAUGUUGAACGAGUAAUAUCACUAAGUACAGGUAAUUAUUCUCGAUUAUCGACAUAUUUCACAUUCAAACGCAACAUAGGCUUUUAUCUUAUUCAAAUUUAUUUACCAUCAUCGUUAAUAGUCGUCAUUUCAUGGGUAUCAUUCUGGCUGAAUAGAGAUGCAACCCAGGCUAGGGUUGCAAUCGGUGUGACGACAGUUUUAACGAUGACGACUUUGAUGACAUCAACAAAUGCUUCAUUACCAAAGGAGAUCGGAAAUGGAAUGAAUAAAUUAAAGUGGACAAUAAUGGGCAAAGAAGAAAGGCAGAUUGACAGGCAAAGGUCUGGCAUGGGCCUUCAACAAGCCUGCCAUUUGGAUGAUGGCCACCUACAUCGCCAAAUGACUGCUUAG
Messenger RNA from Dracunculus medinensis (Guinea worm), 1029 nucleotides. The record is from the annotation of a GenBank genome assembly. NCBI's taxonomy places the organism in Eukaryota, Metazoa, Nematoda, Chromadorea, Rhabditida, Dracunculidae.